AUUUCACGAGACGAAUUAAUUUGACACUUUUUUCGCUAUCUGCAAACAGCCGUUUUAUUGCUAACUGGCGGUCUAUAACGUUUACUGUAAUGGAGAUAUGUAUGCAAAUAUAAAUCACGGUGCGUACAUCGACUUAUAAGUGACAAAAAAUCAAGAUCAAGGUAACACGAAUGAGUUACCUGGGAAGACGAAUGAAAUUCUUAGUACACGAAUGAAGUCUGCAUGACACUAAUGAUUUUGGGUACCGAACCACAUAAUAAUUAUUGAUUAUGUAAGUAAAUUUUUAGGUGUGAAGUGAGAAACAAAACAAGAAUAUGUACUUUUAUUAAGCAUUUAAUCAAAGUUUGACAAUACAUAUAAAAUACAAAACAAAUAUCAAGAAAAACACGAUUAAUGUAACAAUUUUUUUUUGUGAUCAACGAAUUAUUAGUAACAAACUUUUUUUUCAUAUAAAAUAAUAAAUUUCUCGUAUAUUGUUUCUAUCUAACUACUUUUCCUUAAUAAAUCAGUCAUUUUUGAUAGGCUAUCUCCUAAUGUUAAAUCUGUACCACCGCUUAACUGAGAGCAUUCCUGAGGCAGCUGCGCGGUGCGGGAGGGCCGACUGUUGUCACAAGUUGACGUAUCAGUGAGCUCUCACGUUACGUCCCGCACUGCGCAGCUACCUCAGGGACGGUCUCAGACAAGCGGUCGGGCUAUAGUUUUUGGUUUCUUAUUCAAUCUUAUUUUUAUGAAUUCUUAGAUUAUUUUGCUAUAUAACUUAAUUUAAUAAUCAGUCUUGAUCAUGGUUAAAGUUUUAAUCACUUUUUCUUCUCUUUUUUCAUUUCUAUUCUUUUUCUGUAAUAUUCUCAAAAGACCCUUCAUUAAUAAAGCGGAGGAAAGCCUCUUCAUGCCCACCGGGUACCUUCUGUUGGGUUUUUAUAAAUUUCUGAUUUGUCCAGUCAAAUUUAACAUCUGCAAGUCUUUUUAAAUUUUCUUUCUUUAUCGAUUUUCCUCUUUAAGUAAGCUUCCUUUUUUUUGGCCCUUUCAAUGGCAUAUUUUUCGGGAUCGUUUUUUAUUCGUUUAUAGUUUUCCCUUCUUCCAAUCCGUCUCCUUUCUAAUUCCUCUUCAUUUUUCUUAGAUUUUUCUUUCGAAAAGGAGUGUUCAGAAAGUACAGUAAGUCCCCUCUUUGAAGCGUGGCUGGCGAGACCUCAGGGCGUUCUCACAUUUCGCAUGACGCAGGUCCUCACCGGACACGGAAAGUUCGGGUGGUUCCUGCAUCGGAUUCGUGCGGAAGAGACGCCCGGGUGUCAUCACUGUAUGGCCCGCCCGGAGGACACGGUGGAGCACACAGUAGAGGUGUGCCCCGCUUGGGACGAGCAUCGCCGUGUCCUCGUGGGGGUGAUCGGCGGCGGCGAUCUCUCGCGCCGGGCCUUGGUCGAGGCCAUGGUCCGGAGCGAGGAGGGAUGGAACGCGCUCGCCUCCUUCUGCGACGCAGUAAUGCUAGCCAAGGAGGAGGCCGACCGCAUAAGAAUACGUCUGGAGCGACAACGCCCCAGACGCCGCUGUGAUUCCGAUUCCGAUCCAGAUUUCCAGCCACCGUAGGCGCGGGCUUGCGGACGGCGAGCAAUGGGUAGCUCACCGUCCGGUUGUCUGGUAACAAUCCGGACCAAGCUCAGUCGUCGACGGCGCGCACCGUUCCCGCGCGCCUCAAGGAGUUGUCAGCAACUGUAGUGACCCUGAAGAAGGGUCGAAGCCUGCUGGGGCCCAGUACGAAUGGCAUGGAAGGAACGGGGUAGUCUUUAGUCAGUAAAAUUCUGACACUGUUUCCCG
This is a messenger RNA of Spodoptera frugiperda (fall armyworm), 1809 nucleotides long. RefSeq lists its product as uncharacterized. The coding region runs from base 1210 to 1581 and encodes 123 amino acids. The transcript has a single exon. NCBI's taxonomy places the organism in Eukaryota, Metazoa, Arthropoda, Insecta, Lepidoptera, Noctuidae. The record is from RefSeq and is a predicted model, not a curated record.